This is a messenger RNA of Indicator indicator, 2067 nucleotides long. RefSeq names its product cyclin T2 (gene CCNT2). NCBI's taxonomy places the organism in Eukaryota, Metazoa, Chordata, Aves, Piciformes, Indicatoridae. Gene Ontology annotation, molecular function: cyclin-dependent protein serine/threonine kinase activator activity. The transcript is spliced from 8 exons. Gene Ontology annotation, cellular component: nucleus; cyclin/CDK positive transcription elongation factor complex. The coding region runs from base 16 to 2013 and encodes 665 amino acids. Gene Ontology annotation, biological process: regulation of transcription by RNA polymerase II; positive regulation of DNA-templated transcription, elongation. The record is from RefSeq and is a predicted model, not a curated record.
ACAGCAAUUGUUUACAUGCACAGAUUUUAUAUGCAUCAUUCCUUCACUAAAUUUAAUAGAAAUAUAAUAUCUCCUACAGCAUUAUUUUUGGCUGCAAAAGUGGAAGAACAGCCACGGAAACUUGAACAUGUUAUUAAAGUAGCACAUGCCUGUCUUCAUCCUCAAGAGCCACAGCUGGAUACAAAGAGUGAUGCAUACCUUCAGCAGGCCCAAGAGCUGGUUAUACUUGAAACAAUAAUGCUUCAAACUUUAGGUUUUGAGAUUACCAUUGAACAUCCACACACAGAUGUUGUGAAAUGUACACAAUUAGUGAGAGCAAGCAAGGAUUUGGCACAGACAUCCUAUUUCAUGGCUACCAACAGUCUUCACCUUACUACAUUCUGUCUUCAGUACAAGCCUACAGUGAUAGCAUGUGUGUGCAUUCACUUGGCCUGCAAGUGGUCCAACUGGGAGAUUCCAGUAUCAACUGAUGGAAAACACUGGUGGGAAUAUGUAGAUCCUUCAGUUACUCUGGAAUUACUAGAUGAGCUAACUCACGAGUUUCUGCAGAUACUGGAGAAAACUCCUAGCAGGCUCAAGAGAAUUAGAAACUGGCGGGCAAAUCAGGCUGCUAAGAAACCUAAAGGCGAUGGACAGGUAUCCGAGAACUCACUUCUUGGUUCAUCUUUGGUCCAGAAUUCCAUUUUGGUGGAUACAGUUACUGGUGUAGCUGCAAACACAGGUUUCCAAAAACCAUCAACAUCAUUUCCUGCACCAGUGCCUCUGACCUCAGGAAGUAUUUCUGUUCCAGACAGUCAUGCACCUGAAAACUUGGCAAUGCUAGCUACAGGAAUGCCAAGUACCUCAUACAGUUUGGCAUCACACCAGGAAUGGCCUCAGCAUCAAGAACAAGCAAGGACAGAACAAAUGUACUCUCAAAAACAAGAGACACUACCUGCUGGUCAGUACAACAUGAACUUCCAGCCAGGAACAUCUGUGCAGUUGCACUCUGGAGUACACCACAGACCUGACAAACUUGCUGAGCAUUCUACUGUCAAACAAGAAUAUUCUCAUAAGUCAGGAAACAAACACCACGGACAAGUUGCUGCUCCUGUAAUAAUUCCUCAGAAAAUGUCUUUGGAUAAAUACAGAGAGAAGCGCAAACUCGAAACCCUGGAGCUGGAUGUGAGAGAACACUACGUAGCAACCCCAGGCGAGCAGCAGCAUAAAAAACACAUGCAGCCACAGACAGCCAGCAGUUCCUCUGUUACGUCUCCUAUUAAAAUGAAAAUUCCUAUUGCAAAUGCGGAGAAGCCUGAAAAACACAUUUCUGAUAAGAAGGAAAAGGGUGGCUCAAUCAAACUCCGAAUACCAAUCCCACCCACAGAAAAGGGGGUCAGUAAGGAGGAGCUGAAAAUGAAAAUUAAAGUUUCUUCCUCGGAAAGGCAUAGCUCAUCGGAUGAGGGCAGCGGAAAGAGUAAACACUCAAGUCCCCAUGUCAGCAAAGAGCAUAAGGAGAAACACAAAGAACACUCUUUAAAUCGCCACCAUGGCAUUGGUCAUAAGCACUCUCACUCCCAUGGUGGUGGCAGCAGUAGUGGCAGCAGUAAGCAUAGCACUGAUGGAGUAGCACCAACUGUUUUGAGGAGUCCUGUUGGCCUGAAUAAUGAUGGCAAUUCCUCUAGUUCCGGCUCUUCAAGAAAGAAGUUGCACAGCAACGAUGCUUCUCACAACCACCACUCCAAAAUGAGCAAAAGUUCCAAAAGUUCAGGUAGUUCAUCUAGUUCUUCCUCUGUUAAGCAGUAUGUAUCCUCUCACAACUCUGUUUUUAACCUUCCCUUACCCCCUCCUCCCCGUGUCACAUACCAGGUGGGCUACGGACAUCUCAGCACCCUCGUGAAACUGGACAAGAAACCAGUGGAGAACGGUCCUGAUGCCAAUCACCAGUACAGUACAAACAGCCAGCAUAUGGACUACAAAGAUACAUUCGACAUGCUGGAUUCGCUGUUAAGUGCCCAAGGAAUGAACAUGUAGUCAAUCCUUACGUGCUUUUUCUUUACCUUUUUUUUUAUUAUUUAAGAAUUGUUA